AUGUCUUCGUCUCGAACGCAAGCUGUUCAAUCCAAGCCUCCAAAACAAAGAUCGAUUUAUUUCAUAACCUAUAGUCAAUGCGGUAAUUCAGGUCUAAGUAGACAAGCAUUUGCCCAGAUAAUACUCGAUGCGUGGAAUGACUCCUGUCUCUCAAGAAUAAUCCAGUGGGUAGUCAGUGAAGAAAUGCAUCAGGAUGGUGGCAAGCAUUUCCAUAUGGCAUUGAAACUGGACAAGAAAACAAGGUGGCUGGCCGUCCGGAAUUUUCUUGACAUGCGUCAUGGAAUCAAAGUGAACUUCUCAGAUAAACACGAUAAUUACUUCAGCGCGUAUAAAUAUGUAGUAAAAGAUGACGCAGAUUAUGUCCUGUCUGAUAAUCACCCUGAUCUCACAAAUGCCACUGCACCGCGAACAACCAAUGCGUCCCAAAAACGUAAGGGGACCGCUAAGAACGCCGGAGCUGCUACUAAGAAAAAAAAGAAACGCAUGGCAGUUUACGACGUCGUCCGGAUAAUCCAAACGAAAGGAAUCAAGUCGCGGCUGGAACUAAUGGCACUGGCAAGCAAGUGGCAAGAACAGGGCAAGACGGAUUUGGCAGAAUUUGUGUCCAAUCGAGGUCCGAGAGUUGUAAACGAAGCUCUAGAGACAGCACACGAACUAACCAUGGCGAUUGGAGAGAAUAAACAAAACUAG
Molecule: messenger RNA, 690 nt
Organism: Paramuricea clavata
Lineage: Eukaryota; Metazoa; Cnidaria; Anthozoa; Malacalcyonacea; Plexauridae
Source: the annotation of a GenBank genome assembly